Messenger RNA from Pelobates fuscus (common spadefoot toad), 1264 nucleotides. It is a transcript of the gene NUBP2, whose product is annotated as NUBP iron-sulfur cluster assembly factor 2, cytosolic. Bases 107 to 982 code for a protein of 291 amino acids. Lineage: Eukaryota; Metazoa; Chordata; Amphibia; Anura; Pelobatidae. The transcript is spliced from 7 exons. Gene Ontology annotation, cellular component: cytosol. Gene Ontology annotation, molecular function: 4 iron, 4 sulfur cluster binding; ATP-dependent FeS chaperone activity; ATP binding. The record is from RefSeq and is a predicted model, not a curated record. Gene Ontology annotation, biological process: iron-sulfur cluster assembly.
UGCAGGGGCGUGACGUCACGUAAGUUGACUCUGAUUGGCCACUUACCCUACCGCCCCUUGAAAUAGCGGUUUGUUAUUGGACGAAAGGACAUGCAACGUAACUGUUAUGACUGUCGGUGAUUGGUCAGUUCUCCUGUCAGGGAUUAUAUACGGAAGUGAAUGUUCCAGCAUGGAGUCCACACAGGAAAAUGGAAAUCUUGCAAAUGUCCGCCACAUUAUUCUGGUGAUGUCAGGGAAAGGAGGUGUUGGGAAGAGCACCUUAUCUACCCAGAUUGCUCUGGCUCUGCGUCAUGCAGGGAAAAGGGUUGGAAUUCUUGAUGUGGACCUGUGUGGACCUAGCAUUCCGCGCAUGCUUAAUGCUGUGGGUAAAGAGGUCCAUCAGUGUGACAGUGGCUGGGUACCCGUGUAUGUAGAUCAAGAAAAGACCAUUUCUCUGAUGUCCAUUGGCUUCUUGUUAGAUGGUCAAGAUGAUGCAGUGGUAUGGAGGGGCCCUAAAAAGAACGCAAUGAUAAAUCAGUUUAUCAACGAUGUGGCAUGGGGUGAGCUAGAUUUUCUCAUUGUCGACACACCUCCAGGAACAUCAGACGAACACAUUACUACCGUGCAAGCCCUACGCCCCUUCAAACCUAUGGGUGCCGUUAUGGUCACCACACCACAGGCUGUGUCUGUUGGAGAUGUUAGACGGGAGCUGACAUUUUGCAAGAAGACCGGCUUGGCAGUGAUUGGCAUAGUGGAAAACAUGAGUGGAUUUGUUUGUCCAUACUGCUCGGAAUGCAGUAACAUCUUUUCCAAGGGUGGCGGUGAGGAAUUGGCGAAGUACGCUGGCGUGCCCUUUCUAGGAUGUGUCCCAAUUGAUCCACUUCUGAGCAAAAGCGCGGAGGAGGGUAAAGACUUUAUCCAGGAGUUUCCCAAUAGUGCAGCCUACCCAGCCCUUACCAGCAUUGCCAAGUUAAUCCUAGAGAAGGCAGCACUGACCCUCUGACCAAAUCAUCUAGCCAAGCCUCACCAUAACCUUCCUGGAUUUUGUUUAUUAAAAUUUGUGGACAGAGAAACAAGACUCCCAGAGGGACGUUGCUGAAUAUUUUACAUCCAAAAAGGUCCCUUUUAUCAGCGUGGAAACAUCUGGAUGUGCAUUUGAUAUUUCCAUUUAAAACACUUCUGUGCUGUGAGCGUUACUUCCUAGGAUAAAUAAUAGCUAAUGCACUCAAAUUGUGUUCUUUGAUAAUUUCAUGGUGCAUACAGACAUUAAAGCCCUUGUGCAGAA